Apus apus (common swift) is the source of this 7863-nucleotide messenger RNA. RefSeq names its product cilia and flagella associated protein 46 (gene CFAP46). The transcript is spliced from 59 exons. Bases 1 to 7863 code for a protein of 2620 amino acids. Gene Ontology annotation, molecular function: protein binding. Gene Ontology annotation, biological process: axoneme assembly; cilium movement involved in cell motility. NCBI's taxonomy places the organism in Eukaryota, Metazoa, Chordata, Aves, Apodiformes, Apodidae. The record is from RefSeq and is a predicted model, not a curated record.
AUGGAGCCGGGCGUGCGGGAGCGGCUGCUGGCGGCGCGGGCCCGCCGAGAUGUUAAUGCUUUGAUAAACGCUUACGAGUUGAUCAAAUCAGCCAGUCAAGGAGAGUCUGUCCUUACCCCAUCAGAUAGCUUCAGUGCUGACGUGUUUGUCUUGUGUGCUGAACAAGCGCUGCAGCUGGGAUGUCGAGAAAUAAGCAGUGACUGUCUGCAGAUGUACUUUAAAGAAAGAUUUCCUGUGAACCAGUUUCUUGGCAGAGCCUAUUUGUGCCAAGGCCAGUUGCACACUCCACUCUCAACGGAUAAUUUGGAAGAGUUUGAAAAAUUUGUGCUGUUCUUUAUCAAGGCAAUAGAUUUUGCCCUACAUGAUCAAAGAUACUAUUUUUUGGUGUAUAAUGCCUCAGUGCUCUAUUGGCAGCUGGUGAGGCCGUUCCUGAGGCCUGGGUUCCGCCACUGCCUCAUUCCCAGCCUUUCUCGCCUUGUUCAAGCACUAAACCAGGCUGAAGAGCCAGACACUGAAUGGAGAGCAGAGCUCAUGAUAAAUUUACUUGAGUGCUUCCUCGACGCUUCAAAACUGAAAGAAGCAAAAGAGUUUUCAUCUACUGCAGCAGUCUUUAUUAAGGAAAAUGUUCCAGAUAAAUACUCUCAAAUAUUUUCUCUAAUGGUGUAUCACAAACUAAUGGAUAUUUCCCAGGUAGAGGAGGAAAUACAAAGUUCCAUCCAUUUUUCAGUUAUUUAUAAAAUGCAGAUGUUAAAAUUGCAGUGGGAUACCAAUGACUUUCCAAGUGAUGCCACCACAACUCUGAAUUCUAUCUAUGUACUUCUGAAACAAUAUGAGGUGCCUCCAGCCUCUGUUCUCAGUGUGAAGAUUCCUCUGAUUCUGGAAUUAGCUCGUUUUUCUCUGAAAGUGAACUGCAUUAAGCUUGCAUAUGAUUGUAUACUUGAUUUGAAGAGAGCUGGGAUUACUGAACAAGGGAAGCUUAUUGAAAUAGAAUGCCUGGAAUAUGAAUAUGAAAUUAAAAAAAUGGGCACUAAAAUUGCAACUUAUACCGAAGGAAUUGUUGAGGCUCAGCUGGAAUUGAUAACAAAUCUAGAGUUAACCUUAAAACGUGCAGUUCAGCUGGGAGAUCCAGCUGUGGUUCAGGUUGUUUGUGCCACCCAGUGGGGUCUGUGUUUGCCGCUGCUGCAGCGCGAGCUGCGCCGGCGCCUGCGGACGCCGCUGGUGGCAGUCGCUGAUGUCCUUGAGGAGAUUGACAGCUCACUGAUUUUGUUGCGUUGUCAAGUCCAUAUGGAAAUAGCUCGUAUUGAAGAGGAUGAGGACAGACUAGAGGCUGCUGUGGCACAUGUGCAAAAAGCUGUCCAUCUGGACACCAGUGGGCAGUACCAGGAGCAUCUGAGGUUGAGUUUAAACCGUCUUGGCUUGUGCACUGGGCUGUGUAAGUCACCUGGGCGUCCAGAGGAUCAGGCAAUCAUGAUGAUUGAACAGGCUAAAAGGGGAAAGCAGAAGGAUAAUGAGAGGAAAAAGAGAUCUCUUCUGGUAAAUGCAGGUCUUGCACUGGCUCCUGAUUCAUUUCAGAUAGUCCUUGACAGUGAAAAUGAAGCUAAAGUUUCCUCAGGUAAAAGUAGGAGUCAGACAAGCUACCUCUGUGCAAAAGCACAACAUCAUAUUAAAAACGUGAAGAAAGUUGAUGAACAUUUGAAAAAAUUAAGGAAUGAAAAUGACAGAGAGAGAAUUGUACUUUGGGCAGAUUUGGCAAAAGUUGCACGUAAGCAAGAAGUAUGGGACGUGUGCCGUGCUGCCUGCAGGUUUUGUCUCUUGUAUGAUGAUACUUUGUUUAGGAAAGUAACACAACCUGAAAACACACAGGAGAAAGCUAGGACAGCCAUAAUGGGUGAUGAUCAAGGUGACACCUUAUCAGAAGAAUUACUACCUGCUAAAUCCUUCUCUUUUGAAAGAGAUUUACUCAGAAUAUUAGCAGAAAUAAGAUUCAUUAAUGCAGAGGCAACUGUCAAUUUAAUAAGAUUGCAGGGAGUUGAACUGAACGAUCACGCGGUGCCUCCAGAAGACACAAGCCAGUGUCCAGGAGGUGUUUCAUAUAUUCCUGAAAGUGAUCCAGAGUGGAAAACAUACAGUUCAUGGAUAGACUACUUAUCCCAGUAUGCUAUGGAAAACUUCCAACGUGCAGCUGAAAUAGGAGAAGAGUUGAAAGAAGCCUGGAUUGUGCACAAUGCUGUGGUGUAUGUCCUGAACUACAACAGACAUCUUAUCUCUGCAGGAAGACAGAGGAAAAUUAUUGAGUAUCUGCAGACUCUUCUUAGAGCCAUCAAGACUGUUGGGCACAAUGGAAAUACUGCAAUUUUAUUGAUGUUAUGUAAUGCUUUGGCUCGGGGGUUAAUUCUUUGUUGGAUUCCAAAGCCAAAACUUUCUGAGCAGGAAGUAAAAGCUGCAGCAACAGAUGGAAGCAGAAAAGCUGCAGCAAAGAAACCUGAAAAAGCAAAUGUCGUGCAGCCUUUUUCAGUAGAUCCCAGUGGACUACCUGACAUCAAAGCUGCCUUAGAGAUUUGUGAAUUUGCCCUAAAUGUGGCACCUGAUGAAGCAGUACCUGUUGCUGCACAGCAACAGAUCAUUGCUACUUGGGUGAAAGCAAAACAGUUGCAUCAGCAGCAGAUUGGACAUGAGCUUUGGAUGGAGGAGAAGAAUAAUGAUGAAGCACAAAAUACUAUGGAAAGAAUCCUUGUAGGUCUGGAAAUGUAUUCCUGUAAUGGCUUGGGUCUCAUGGACUUCACUGUUCCUAGCUUAUCUGAGUUAGUGCAACUGGCUUUGGAAUGCAGUUGGUCAGAUUCCUUAGUGGAGGUGCAGGCACUGGCACGACUUGCAUAUUUUGCAUACAUAUCCCAUGACUAUGAGGCAGUGAUGACUUGUGCCAGAAGGGUCUUGCAAUCAGACAAGGGGUUUUGCCACAGUAGAGAUAUUAAGGAAUAUGACACGCCUGGUAACAGAUUGAGACAAGAACUGUUAAGCACUGCUGCCUGUAUGCAAGGGAAGAGCAUCAUGGAAAACUGGAAUGGAAGAAAACAUUUGCGUGUAGCUGCAUCAAAAGCCUUUGUUCAGAGUGCCAGGUAUGCAGGUGAAGCCAGAAAUUACUCCCUGGUGAUGUUUGCAGCUAGACACUUUUGGAAUACCUGUUUACCUUUGUUAGGAUCUCCACGUGACAGAGAGCAGUUUAAAGAACCUACUGAAAUAAUUCUGAGGAAUAUAAUUAAAGCAGAAUCUGAAAAGAAACAGGAGAAGAAAGAGAUGUUGCCCUUGCAUCAGUGGGCUACAAAGGAUUUUCAAAGUACUGGGAUACCAGCUGGAUGCUUUCUUGCAGGUGCUGAGGAAGAUCUGACAUUAAGAACCUCCUUAUAUGGGUUAUUAUUCCACAUAUAUGCUGAUAAAAGUGAUUGGAAGGCAGCACUAAAAGUCCUGGAUGAAGCUAUUCAAGUUUUGCCUCAGACAAGACACAGGCUCCUGAUUUUCAAACACAUGGCUACAACAAAGGCAAGAUUAGGACGCAGUUUUAGGAUGGACAUUCAGAAAUUUGAAGAUGAAAGUGAAGAUUAUUUGUCACGAAUAUGGCGUCAUUUGGUAGCAGUCUCCAGAAGUAUUGUUGGACAGUUGAGCUGUUUUCAAAAUGCAAUCACAGCUUUACAGAAACAAGAAAAUGAAUGGCAGAAAGUUGAUUAUCUGAUGGAGUUUGCUGAGUGGUUAUAUUGUAACCAGUUUCCCCUCAAGGAUGUUCUUGAACCGCUGAACUGGGUGGUAGAUCUCUUGCUGCACAUGAAGUCUUCUAUGCAAUCUUCACGAGAAGAAGAAAAUUUGACAGUAGACAGUGGAGCAAAGGAUACCUUGGCCCAAAUUAAUUUGGAAGAUUUGAAUAAUAUUAAACAACUGGAAGCUUUAUUUAGAGCACAGACUUUAAUGGCUGUAAUUUCUGGUCAUAGUUCUCCUUUGCAUCAGCAGCACUGUUUGAUGGCACAUGCUUGUGUCCUCCGGAUCUGGCAGGUAUCAUUGUCAGCAUCAGGACGGAUUGCAAAAGAAUUAUCAAAGUCUUCACAACUUACAGCUCCUCAGAAAUCAGGGUCAAAAAGUGUUCCUAAAAAGGGGAAAGACAAAAAGAAAGAGAAACAAGCUGAAGCUUCUUCUGUGAGAGGAUCAGCAGUUACCUUACCAGCAAAUGUGGAAGGAUGGGCUCAUUAUGACUGUCCCAGUGAAAUUAGAGAGGCUUUUAAACAGCAAACAAAUAUCCAUGGCAUUAACUGGGAUAAUUUCCCAAAACCUACUUACACUUUGUAUUUUAUGGAUCUUCUGUCUAAAGAACUGCAGAAAAUUUUUUGCCCCCACUUGAUUCUUCCCAUCUUUCAGCUAGCUGAAGUUAUUGCUAAUGGAGUUGUGGAAUGUAGAAGUCUGUCUAAUCUCUAUCACCUUCGGAUUGCCCUGAUAUGUUCAGACCUAAAACUGACUCGGGCAUCUCUGUACCACGAGAAAGCUGCUGGAGAAGCACACAUCAGCAAAUUAGAACAAGCAAUGUGUAGGCAAGCAAUUGCACUGAAAAAAGAGAAGACUGUACAUACUAAGACAGAAGAAAGAAAACCAUUUUUUGAAAAUGCACAGCCGAAUGGCGGUAGGGAGGAGAAUGUCCUUACUUCAACUGAAAAGGUUUUUGAGUUAAACGCAGAAACAGGAAAAGGUUUGAGUGCCCUUUCUUUCCCUCACUUGUGGAUAGAAAAAGCUGAAGUACUAAUUCAGUUGGGCUUGUAUCAGCCAGCAAGACUUCUGCUUUCAGAGGCCCAUGCUGCAACUCAGGAGCUGGGGUCCCUUUAUGAUGUCUCCAGGUGCUUGUACUUACUUGCUGUACUGGCUAACCUGGAGAGAAACCAUGGUCAAGCCAAAGUGCUCCUAGAGAAAGCACAACUUCUAGGAGGAAAUGAACAAUUUUGGUACAACAGUACUCUUGCUCUAACAGAAGCAAUUCUAGAAGAAGAGGGGAAAGGAAAACAGAGCAUGGCUUGUGAGGUAGUAGAGCACACUGUGAACGUGCUCAGAUCUGCUUUACUGAAGAGACCUAACAGACAAUCAGAGUUGGAUUUUAUAAUUUCAUCCCUUGAAGCCAGGAAAACACUUAUUCAGAUACAUUCUGUGCAAGAUUGUAUGGCAAUUAAUGCUGGGCCUUGUCAAGUGCCACAUACGCUACAGGAAUCUUGCAAUAAAUUAGCUCAAAGUGAGAAGGACUUAUUUCAUUAUGGGCAUAAAAACAGCAGCGCUGAGAUACUGCUGGAAUAUGCAAAUCUUCAGAGGAUGAUUGCCAAGCAGGAAAGAAAUGAAGAAGAAAAACAUAAUCACUACCUAGAGGCUUAUAACUUGGCUCAGAGGGCAGUAUCCAAAUCAGAGGAGGUGUUUCAUACUGUAUGUAGCUUGUUUGCGGUUAAUGAGACUACAAAUAUUAGUAUUCCAAUAAUGAGGCAAUUAGCUAACAGGAAAAUAAAUCUUGUAGAAAUUCUUUUGGAUAUAUUUCAUCUUGUUAUUACUGAGAAAAAGUUUAAAAAAGUGAGAGAAGCAUCACCUCAUGAAAUUGUGGAGACAUUAAUCAGGAGAAUGAUGGAAGAUGAUGCAACAGAACAGGCUUGGAGGUGCAUGGAACGCACUGUGGGUCACGUCACCCUGGCUCAGUUAGCAAACCUACAGAGUCUUUGUCAGGGCUGUCCUGACAUAAAAUCCAAAUGCCUGCAUCUCGCUGGAAAAACUCUUCGUUUACUUGCCAUUAACGCAGAUCCUGUACAUUCAGACGUUUACUGGAAGCCAGAUGGUUCGGAAGAACCUAAAUCAGACAUUGCAGAAAGUUCCCUGACUUCAGCAGAAUGCAGUGAACAGGAAGUAACAGACAGCUGUUUGCCAGCUGAUGAAUGUCAGUAUGAGAAGAAUAGGAAGAAAAUACAGGAAUUAAAGAAGGAACAUAGGUUGGCUCAGAAAUACCUUUCUCAAUCCAGUGAAGCUCUCCUGCAGUGUGUGGGCCUGGCUUUCACUCACAGCAUGACUGAGGUGCUGGCGUCUGCGAGCUUGGAAAUGGUUGAAUGCUUCCAGCAGUUUGACCCAGGUUCAACAAGCCAGUUUUUGGCUCUUCAUCAGAGCUGUUCAGCAUCUCUGAUGAUGAAGAGUGUCCUUCUAACAGCUACAUCUGACACCAGCAGCUCUCAGCUGGCAGCAUUACUGCAUCUUCAGAAUCAUUUAAAACAGAACAGAAGCACAAGUGAUCUUCUAAAAAAUGUGGAACAGCAACUGGCUGCUACUUCAAUGGCGUGGAGAAAUCUCUGUAUUCCUGUUGAACAUUUUAAUAUAAUAGAUGACUUGUCAUCCAAUUUCUACAUAAUUAUUCUCCAGCAUUCAGAAGACAGAUCAAAUUUGUACAGUUCAUUGAUUAAGAAGCCAAAAGUAAAUACUCCACAGCAAAAAGGAAAACCCACUCAGCCAGUGGUGCAAGCUCAAGUUUCUCGAUUUCCUGUGAAUCCUGAUACGUUUGGUGUUUUGCUGGAAAAAGUGCAUCUUUACAAGCAGCAAAAGAUGAAGAGUCACCUUAAGCAGACUGUCAGUCAAAACUUGCAAGAGUGUGUCUCCGAAACAGAUGUGACUCCAACAGAGAGAAUCGAUGAUGAUGGACAUGGUUUGACAUCGGAUUUCUCUGAAAUACUAGAGAUUAUGGAAGAAUAUCUGAAACCAGUGCUGUCCCAGUUUGAUUUUUCUGAUACCAGAAAACCAAGCAUAACAGUUUCAGCACCUGAAAAUAAAAUAAAAGAAGGGAAAAAAAAGGUGAAACAGAAGGACACCAAACACACUGAAAUGCAGGGUACACCUGUGGAUUUAGGAUUGUGUGUGGUGUUACUGGGAGAUGCAUUAGUUAUGGAAUUGCCUUUGGAAGCUCUGAGUGUCUUUAAAGAGGAAGGAGUGAGUUCUGUAUCCAGAGAUUUUUCUCUCCAGAUUCUUUACAAUCGAAUACAUCUGGCUGAAUCAGAGACUGAAGUUAAAACACAUGUUGAAAAACGUAAAGAAACAAAAUCAAAAGCUCAUCAGAAAAAGAACGUCAAAACGGCACCAGUUAAUUCUGUUCUAUCCUCUAAUUGCUUGCCUGUUGAUACUCGUAAUUUUAAAUACAUUGUGGAUCCCUAUGAUGAAGGAAGAGAUGCAGAAGCUUUCAGUCCUUCUCAAAAAAUAAAGGAAAUCCUAGAAAAAUUCCAUGACCCAUUUACAGUACACUGGGAAGGAGUUAUUGGCAACAUACGGGUUCCAAGUCAAGCUGAGUGGGAGCAGCUGCUGACAAACUGCAAUGCAUUUCUAUUCUAUGGGAUGGAGACACUCAUGUCCCAUGUUCUACCCAGCAGACUGGCUGCUAUGAACAUCCCAGGAUGCCAUUUGGUGAUGCUUCUAGAUCUGGUGCGAUCAAAGCAAAGUUAUCAAAGAAUUAGAAACUCCAGUAUCCACAAAAGCUGUCUACAUACUGCUAUAGAGGGACCAACAGAGACAGCAAUGCUCCUGAGCCUUGCUGGUGUCCGUUCCGUGGUGGCCAACCAGUGGUUCACCUCCGCGCAGGAGAACGCAGAGAGGCUCGAGGUUGUGUUCCAGAAUUUCUUGAGCUUGGGUAGAACAAUUGGGCAGACAGUCCAUGUUCUUCAGAAGGGAAAGAUUGUCAAGGAAAGAGAUUCCAUUAAAAUGGCUGCAGGUGUUCCCGGGUCCCCCGGGGACACAGCAGAAGAUCAGGCCCCUCCUCGUCCUGCCGCUCUCCCGCCGCGGUCCAACUGUGUCCUCUACGGUUUGCCCAACCUCACCAGGGCGUAG